Mobula hypostoma (lesser devil ray) is the source of this 8028-nucleotide messenger RNA. RefSeq names its product c2cd2 like (gene c2cd2l). NCBI's taxonomy places the organism in Eukaryota, Metazoa, Chordata, Chondrichthyes, Myliobatiformes, Myliobatidae. The transcript has 14 exons. Gene Ontology annotation, cellular component: cytoplasmic side of apical plasma membrane. Gene Ontology annotation, biological process: positive regulation of insulin secretion involved in cellular response to glucose stimulus. Gene Ontology annotation, molecular function: phosphatidylinositol transfer activity; phosphatidylinositol binding. The record is from RefSeq and is a predicted model, not a curated record. The coding region runs from base 508 to 2649 and encodes 713 amino acids.
UCUGUGUCUGCGCCUGCGCUCUGAAUGCUGGGCUACAGCGCGCCUACAGUUUUGUUCCGUUCGGUUCCGGCCCGGGCUGCAAAGCAACCGAGCGCCGGUGGCGUCUCCACUUCCCCGUCGCUCCGCGCUCCGGCCUUUCACCGACUAGCUGCAGAAGGGGGAAAAUUCCUGCUGAUGAAGUCACCUGCCUCAAACUGACACUCCAUCAAUUUCAGUUUCAAACCAUGGGUGGCUGAGGAGUCUCCCGACACCUUCAUGGAUCUGAGAAGGUGUGCAACUGCGAGCAUAGCAAGAUCCCAGCGUAUCGCCCUGAAACAACCCUUAUCGCAGUAUCAAUGUUGCAAUGCAUGUAAUGUAGACAUCGCGGAUCCCAGGGAGGUCUGCGUGUGUGCGCGUUCCUCGGGCAAGGAUACACUCUAUCCAAUGCACCAGAGUUACUUGCAAGUUGCAUUCGUUUGCCACAUCUCGGGCUCCGACUGAAGAUUCUUCGCUCUGUGUCUGUUGACUAUGGCUCUGGCCUUUGGUCUACUCGGCGGCACCUCUGCUACUUUCCAGGAUGCCGGCUGGUUGAUUCUCUUGCUGCUGUUCGCGGCCUCCAUAGUGACAGUGUUGACUUGGCUGGUGCAGUAUUCCUUCGGGAUUUUACGGCGUUCCGGCCUGGCCGCUCUUCGGCACCGGCCUCCCGCAGCCCUGGGAUUGUGGAGCUCACUCCUGCAGUUGGGCUGCUCCCGUGAAGAUAGCGGCUCCACCUCGGGGCUCCGGCAUCUGCUCAGGUCCCUCUCCUCCUUCAAGUCCUUCAGAGACAAUUGGCAGAAGGCAUGGAUCAGGGCGCUGAACGACCAGGCUUGUCGUAUUGGGAGUUCCGUGCAGAUCAGCUUUGAAGAGGGCUCGCAGCUGCCGUCAACAGCAGGCAUCAGUCAUGUGACGUGUACCGAACAGUCAGAGCAGAGCAUGGUGCUUUGUUGCAAUAUAGCGGUGGAUGCAAUUCAGUUCCCUGUGUCCGUUACUCAGCAGUCUCCAGCAGCCGUAUCUAUGGAUUCUUACCAAGUCACCUUGGCACCACUUCAGGCUCAGAUGGAGAUCUGUUUGGAAGAAGCAGAGAUGAAAGGCCUGCUGGUUACUUGGUCAUUCAAGGAGCCCCCUGCUCUGUCCCUCACAGUUACUCCUAAACUACAGCGAGGGGAGAAUGAUGGGAAAGCAGACAUCUCCACCAUCAAAGAAUUGAUUGAGGAUACAAUCGUCAGCACCAAUCCAGCCAUGUUGAUCAAUCUCGAGGCACACAUCACAAACACAUUGGUGGCAGGGGAGAAACCUGGUAAAGCCUCGACUCCUCCAUCAAAGAUCACACUUAAUGCUGCGGGUAAACUGGUGGUCAGACAGCUGAAGGCCAAUAUCAGCAGAGUGGAAGAAGUGGGUGGUGGAGAACUGUGCUGUGUGAUGGAGCUUGAUAGGCCUGCACAGCUGAAAAGAACCAGAUCUGUGACACCCACAUCUCAGAGCCCAAGCACUGAUCUGAAGUGGAACGAUGAACUAACCUUUGAGUUGGGAGCAGAAACCAAGGAGAUGAAAGUGAAAGUCCUGGAGAAGACAGAACAAAGUGAGAAUGUAUUAUUGGGACAGAGUGUGAUCCCACUGGAUUUAUCUCGGAGAUCACCUUCUGGAUGCCAGAGCUUUCCCUUAGCAGCCUCUCCAGAAAUGUCGAGUACUUCCGCUGGAUCAGUCUCACUGGAGUUGAUCUACGUGGAGCCAACAGAUCCCAAGCCAGCCCAGUCACUGCUCCCUCUGCGGACAACUGUCACCCCUACGAAAAAGGUUGAAAUGGAUCGAACAGUAAUGCCUGAUGGAACCAUAGUGACAACAGUAACGACCAUCCAAUCCAGGCCUAAAUUGGAUAGCAAAAUAGAUUCUCCAACAAGGUCACCCUCCAAGGUGGAAGUAACGGAGAAGAGAAACAUCAAGCUGGAUGAUAGCCCCAUGAGUCAGCCUCCCAAUAACGUAGUGGACAACCACCUCGCUAAUGGUUUGGAUCCGGUCGUACAGACUGCGAUUCGGCAGCUGACAGAAUCUGCUAACAAGCCUAGCAAAAAGACACCGACCAAGCGCAGCACACUGAUUAUUUCAGGAGUUUCAAAGUCUCCCAUUGAUCAGGAAGAAAUGGCUCUGUCUGUGGGCUAUGCAGCAGCUAUGGAUGCCUCUCUGCAGUCCGAGCCGGGGUUGCCCGCCCUCCCCCACUGCAGUGCUCAGGCUGCACUAGAGUCGCCCAAAUCCACUGAUUCUCUGAACCAGCGGCAACCAGCCAGCCAAGACCCGGACGAAGCCGUUGCAUCUGAUAUUUCAGAGCGGCCAUCAGUGGAUGAUGUAGAAUCUGAAACAGGGUCAACGGGAGCACUGGAAACAAGAAGCUUGAAGGAUCACAAAGUUGGCUUCCUACGAAGUGGAACCAAGCUUUUGUUCAGAAAGAAACACAAGCAGAAGGAGUCAGGCUUUAGUCACUCCCACGAUGACCUAUCCAAUGUGAGUGACAGCCCUUCAUCUACACGGAAGAAAUCAGGAAGCUUCUCUCGGAAGCUUAUUAAGCGCUUCUCUUUCAAGUCCAAGUCCAAGUCAAAGGCCAACACAAACGGCAAUUCUGGGGCAAGUGGGAACUGAAUGUGCUGGAAUGCCCAGACAGCAUUGUUAGAUUGGGUACUUGGAGGUUCAACUGACAACAAGAGGCAAAGCACUAAGGGGCCCAUCUGAGAUUGUUGCAGUAAUUUCUAUCCUGGGUUUCUUUUCAGUGACUUUCUGUGAAAUGAUAAGAGUGCUAUCAUCAUUCAUCUGCCAUCGCUUGUGAAAGCCACUUUGCAGUAACAUUUCUCCCAAGUCUGACAAUGUUGUGUUGAUGGGAAAUAAAAUGGACCUUUCAACAGCCUGAAGCCAAGGAAAUCCUGAGAUAAAGACUAAGACACAAAUGCAUUUGUUUGGUGACACUAGCUUUGAAUGUAAAUUAACAACCAGAUUUAACCUUUCCCCAACUUUAUUUAUUGAAAGUCUAUAACUUUGCCAAGCUUUGGCAGCUGUACAAGAUAUUUUAUUAGAAAUACUGUUGUAAUGUUUUAAUUGGGAGGAAUGAAUUAUUAUUGAUUGCUGCCUAUUCUUGCAUUUACUGAUUUAUUGAUAUUUUGAAAAUGUAAAUGUAGAGACAAAAUUUAAUUCUUUCUCAGAAAGGAAAACCAGCUCUCUGUUCUCCUUAGAUCCUGAAAGACAUCCAAAACAAGGCAUGAUGAGAUGGGUUAUUUAUACAGGGGGAGAAUGUACUUGCUUUGGGAAAUUGAGAUAACAUUAGUCUGUUGCAUUUGUUGCACUUUCUUGCAUUCACCAGGUUUACUGGCAGAUCACAUCCUGCUUUCCCUGUAGACCAGGAUGUUGAAUCUCAUUCUGGCCAAGGCCUGGUGAAGGCACGGAGAAUAUUUGUGAGGAAUGUGAAUCUUCAUUUUCAGAGAGAGGCCAUGUCUUUGGAGCAUGGAUAUAGGGAAAGAUUUGAAAAUCAGCCAUGAUUGAAUGGCGGAGCGGACUUGAACAGCCGAAUUCUGCUUCUGUAUCUUAUGGUCUUAAGGCCUUGUUCCAAAUUUUGAAGAUAUUUGGUAAAAGCAACUGGGCAAUAAACAGUUUCUAAUGGUACAAGCUUUGGGAAUUGAUGACAGAUAAGUUUUUUUUAAUGCAGUGAGUUAUUUGAUGUGAAGUGCUUCUCCUAAAAAGAGUAGGAAUAGGUUCAAUUGUAAGUCUCAAAGUGGACAUCAAAGAGAGAAAAUUUGCAGGGAUACAGAGGAAGAGUAAGGAAGUGGCUCUAUCGAAAAGUUUACCUAGGCACAAUGGACUGCAGUGUCUUCCAUAAUGUAUCGUUCUUUGGUUUUAUAAAUAUCCCAUUGGCCCAAUAGUGACUGAGUGUAACUUAAAUAAAUGUCAUUAGAAAAUGCUGGAAAACACUCCACAGGUCAGGGUGCAUCGGUGGAGAGACAAAAAGAGUUACUGUUUCAGGCUGAUGAAUUCAGAUUCCCAACAAACCAUUUCAGAUGACAAAUGUUCCCUGUAAUAUUAGCUGUUACCUCUCCAACAAUCUUCCUGACCUGAAGAGUGUUUUUAAUCUACCUUCAGAUUUUAUUUUAGAAUUUUUGGCAAUUGUCACUAUUUUUGUGCUUGUCAAAGAAAAUCACGUUCACAAUGGGUGGUGGGCUAUAAUUUAAUAUGAAGAUAAUAUUUACCCCCAUGUGAAGGAACUGACGUGAGACCAUACAGUAACCAUUAUCACGAUACCCAGUGGAUGCGUAGCCUUUGGCAUAGCCACAAUAAGAUAGUUACUAAGAUGCCCGAGGCAUGUUCAUGAUAAACUUUGUAUAUAGAGAAAUUUAUACUAGUGCAAGUCUAUCCUGCAGUGCUUGGUGAGACUGCCUAUAAAAGAUGAUUUGUGCCCAGUUUCUUGAGCCACGCUGACUUUAUGGAUUAGAUCUCCACUCCAAUUAAUUUGUUUUAGUUUUUGUUCUAUCGAUAAAUACUAAGGCAUCUCAGUUGCCACCUCACCGAGAUUGGUGAUUAUUCCAAGACUUCUUGCACGUAGCUCCUUAUGAGAUACACAUGUAAAAAGGAUUGUCCACAAUAAACCUUAAUCAUGUCUUUUCUGCAGCCAGGUGAAGGAUGGUGAAUGAAUAUAAUUACGAUGUGACAUCAUCUUAGCUCCGACAGUCACUUUGUAGCGGCAGGUAACGCUUUGGAAAUCACAGCCAGCCAGUUGGCUUCCACUUCUUGCAGAGUGGACUCUGUUCUGAAAUUAGUUUUCGUUAAGAAUGAAAAAUAUAUCAAAAACCUUAAAAACCUCAAAAAAUAAUCCUCCUAGAGACAAGUGGAAAGAUUACCUCUUAAGAAUAACCAGUCAGCUGACAUAAAGCCCAGAUUACCAAGAUGGAGAUGUGUGUUGGGUUUGGAAGGUCACUGGUCAUCAUUAUUUGCUACUGGUUUACAGAGUGGUACAAUCUGUUAAGAUGGGGGCUGGUCAAACCCCAGGAAGCAAACACCAUUUUAGGAGGUACAUAUCUGUAGGUACUUUCCCAUAGAUUACUGUGGGCUGCACUGUCCUGAAUGCUACUUUAAACCCAAACUCAUUUCCUGAAGUUUCUUGGAAAUAAAUGUUUUAAAAAUGUAUUGUUCACACAGCAACUGCAUGUUUUAAUAAAGAUUUUGAUUGUUUUUAAGUGUAUGAUUUGAAAAAGGUUGGCUCCAUCCUGGACAAAGCAUUGACAUUCUAUUCACCACCCUCUGGCCCUCUAUGACUGUGGUGCACCAUCUUGACAAGGUUUCUUCCAAAGGCAACACUUUCCAAUCCCGUCAUUUCUUCAUCAAGAAUGACAAGAGCAGGAAGUACGUGGGAACCAAACUACAGAUUUAUCAGGCAAGAUUUCCACUUAAAGGAGCCAUGCUGACUGUGGCCUAUUUUAUCGUGUGCCUCAAGGUACCCUGAAACCACAUGCUUAACAAUCGACUCCAACAUCUUCCCAACCACUGAGGUCAGGUUAACUGACCUAGAAUUUCUUUUGUUCUGCUCCCCUAGUGAUUCUUAAAAGAUCAUUACUAAUGCAUCCACAAUCUCUUCAGCUACCUCUUUCAGAACCUUGGGGUGUGGUCUAUCUCAUCCAGAUUGACUUAUCUACCUUAAAAUCUUUAAGCUUCCCAUGUAUCUUCUCCUUAGUAACAGCAACUACACUCACUUCUGCCCCCUGGCACUCUUGAACAUCCAGCAUACUACUGUAUCUUCCACAGAGAAGAAUAAUACAAAAUACUUAAGUUUAUCUGCCAUUUUUUUGCCCUCAUUACUACCUCUCCAGCAUCAUUUUCCAGCAGUCCAAUACUGUACCUACUGUUGCCUCUGUUUUACUCUUCAUAUAUUUGAAAAAACUUUUGGUAUUCUCCUUGAUAUUAUUGGCUAGCUUCUCUUCAUGUUUCAUCUUUUCUCUCCUGAUUGCUGUUUUAGUUGCCUUCUGAUGGUUUUUAAAAGGUUCCGAAUCCUCUAACUUCCCACUAAUUUUUGCUCUAUUACAUUCCCUCUCUUCUGCUUUUAUGUUGGCUUUUACUUCCCUUGAUAGUCACGGUUGUGUCAUUCUGCCUUUAAAGUAUUUCAUCUUUGGGAUGUAUCUAUCCUGCCCCUUCCAAAUUGCUCCCAGAAACUCUAGCCUUUACUAUUCUGCUUUCAUCCCUGCUAGUAUCCCCUUCCAAUCAACUUUGGGCCAACACCUCUCUCAUGCCACUCUGUAAUUCCCUUUACUCUACAGUAAUACUGAUAUAUUUGACUUCUCCCUCUCAAAUUGCAGGGUGAAGUCUGUCAUAUUAUGAUCAAUGUCUCAUAAGGGUUCCUUUAUCUUAAACUCCCUCAUCAAAUCUGAUUCAUUACACAACACCCAAUCCAGAAUUUUCUUUUCCCUCGUGGGUUCAACCGCAAGUUGCUCUAAAAAGCCUUCUAAUAUGUGUUCUACCUAUUCCCUGUCUUGGGAUCCAGCACCAUUUUGAUUUUCCCAAUUUAUCUGCAUUUUGAAAUCCCCCUGACUACCAUAACAUUGCCCUUAUGACAUGCCUUUUCUGUCUCCCAUUGUAAUCUGUAGUCCACAUCCUGGCUACCGUCCAGAGGCCUGUCAUCAGGGUCUUUUUACUCUUACAGUUUCUGAACAAGAAUUCUACAUGCUCUAAUCCCAUGUCACCUCUUUCUAAGGAUUUUAUUUUAUUUUUAACAACAGAACCACCCACCCCCUUUGCCUACCUGCCUGUGUAUUCUUGGAUGCUAAGCUCCCAGCUGUGAUCUUCUUUCGAUCAUGAUUCAGAGAUGCCCACAACAUCACACCUGCCAAUCUCUAACUGCACCACAAGCUACUUUAGUUUGUAUACUGUAUGCAUUCAAAUAUACUGUAACACCUUUGGUACUGCAUUCAUUACUCUUUUCGAUUUUGCCUCCAUGUUACACUUCAACUUAUCCAACUGAUUAUACUUUGCCAUUCCAUCAUGGCUGAUUUAUUAUCUUCCUCCUCCCUGUAACAUUUGACACCCUUACUAAUCCAAAACCUAUCAACCUCCGUUUUAAAUAUACUCAAUGACUUGGCCUCCACAGCUGUCCAUGGCAAUAAAUUCCACAGAUUCACCACCCACUGGUUACGGAAAUUCCUCCUUGUCAGUGUAUUCUGAGGCUGUUCACUCUGGUCUUAGAUUCCCCCACUAUAGGAAACAUCCUCUCCAUGUUAUCCUGGCCUUUCAGUAUUCGGUAGGUUUCAAUGAGAUUCCCCCACAUCUUUUGAAUCUCAAGUGAGAAUGAGCCCAGAGUCAUUAAAUGCUCCUCAUAUGUUAACCCUUUCAUUCUCGUAAACCUCCUCCAGACCCUCUCCAAUGCCAACACAUCUUUCUUUAGAUAUGGGACCCAAAACGGCUCACGAUACUCCAAAUGUGAUCUGAUGAAUGCGUUAUAAAGUCUCAGCAUGUUGGCGUGUGGCCAAGUGGUUAAGGCAUUCGUCUAGUGAUUUGAAGGUCGCUAGUUCGAGCCUUGGCUGAGGCAGCGUGUUGUGUCCUUGAGCAAGGCACUUAACCACACAUUGCUCUGCGACGACGCUGGUGCCAAGCUGUAUGGGUCCUAGUGCCCUUCCCUUGGACAACAUCGGUGGCAUGGAGAGGGGAGACUUGCAGCAUGGGCAACUGCCGGUCUUCCAUACAACCUUGCCCAGGCCUGCGCCCUGGAAACCUUUCAAGGCGCAAAUCCAUGGUCUUGCAAGACUAGCGGGUGCCUAUAAAGUCUCAGCAUUACAUCCUUGCUUCUGCGUUCUAGUCCUCAUAAAACAAAUGUUAACAUUGCAUUUGCCUUCCUUGCUUAUAUUGUCAAUUAUCAUGCUCUUAUGAAUAAAGGGCAAAGCAUUUGUUUUCAACCCACUACUUUUUGCUUCUCCUUCAAAUUUUAAUGGAUUUGCGUUAAAGAUUUGCAUAUAAGGUAAACUAAGUGAUAUUCACAUUGAAAAUAGUUCUAUU